Messenger RNA from Engraulis encrasicolus (European anchovy), 9531 nucleotides. RefSeq names its product leucine-rich repeat kinase 2 (gene lrrk2). NCBI's taxonomy places the organism in Eukaryota, Metazoa, Chordata, Actinopteri, Clupeiformes, Engraulidae. Bases 13 to 7752 code for a protein of 2579 amino acids. Gene Ontology annotation, biological process: protein phosphorylation. Gene Ontology annotation, molecular function: protein binding; ATP binding; protein kinase activity. The record is from RefSeq and is a predicted model, not a curated record. The transcript is spliced from 52 exons.
AAACAACAAAGCAUGAGCUCGACGAAGAGGAAUAUGGUGAAUAAGGAGGACUUGGAGGAGAGACUCAAAAAGCUCCUCGUGAGACUAGGCAAUCUACAGGAGGGGAAACAGCUAGGUACCAUGGUUCAAAUCAUGGAGGAUCUACUCUCCCUGGCACAGACAGAUGGUUGUGCAGCUGAACUUUUCGAGGAUAAAGAAGCGCACAUGCCACUGAUGAUUGUACUGACAUCCUACUCCAGCAGCAAGGGAGUCCAACAGGUGGGUUGGUCGUUGCUUUGCCGGCUAGUGGAAAUAUGCCCGACCACCUUGGACAAGUUGGCCCGGCCUAUGGCUCUAUCCAAGGACUGGGAAGUCCUGGGAGUUCACCAGCAGGUCCUCAAGGUGCUGGCCAUGCACAUCACUGAAUGUGGGAUCGUCACAGUCACCUUGCGAGCUCUGACUGGCCUGCUGCGAUCACCUGACAUAAUGCUUCAGGUGCUGGAGGAAGAUGUGGAUGUGUUUGACCUGGUCGUGGAAGGGUUGAAGACUUUCCCAGACAGUGAAGAUGUGCAACUCUGGGGCUGUCGGGCACUGCAAGUGCUCCUUGAAAGAGUGUCUGAGGAGCACCUGGUGGACUUUGUGGACCGCCAGGACCACAGUGUCAUCCUGAGAGCAGCCCACACCUUCAGACACAACCAGGAGCUCCUGCUGCACGCCUUCAGGGCCCUGCUGCCACUCGCUGGACCACCCAGCAAUGUGGAGAUCCUCAUGUCCAAGAAGGAGAAGUGCUACUGUUUAGUCAGCCAGGCCAUGCUGGCCUUCCCACACUCAGAGCCCCUGCAGCAGGUCGGAUGCUGCCUCCUAAAGAAGUUCACUUCUGAGAGUUACUACAAUAUCCUGGUGCUGAAUGGAGUGCACGGGGUCACAGUGAAGGCGUGCCUCACGUACCCUGAAAAUGCCACUUUACAAGCAUCGGCCCUCACCUGUCUAGCCGCUCUCACAAAAACGAUAGUGCUGAACAAAGCGCUGGAGAGUGAGAGAAGCGAGGAGGAGGAGGAGGAGGAGGUGGAGGAGGAGAAGGAGCAGGAGUUGGUGGCAGGAGAGAGGCAGCCCCAUGUGGAGAGGCGGCCUCAGGCGAGGGUGGAGGAGGGCCCGGGGCUGUGUUGGAUGGAGGCCACCUGUACAGCACUGGAGCUGCACACUGCAGACGCUGCCGUGCAGGAGGCAGCAUGUUUGGCACUUGACAGCCUGUUGCUGCACGGCGGUGGGCACAUUUGGAACAGCGUUUGCGAAGAGCAGGAGGGGAGGGGUCCGGUCCACAGGAAGAUCAUGGCGGCGAUGCUGCUCCACUCCAGCUGUAUAGGCGUCUUCCAGGCCUCCGCCGCCGCACUCUGCACACUCAUACAGCGCAGUGGUAAGGUGAGGGGCCAGCUGCUGUCCCAUGGGAUCCAUUUCAACAUUGUGGAGAUCAUCAAGAGGCACAUGAAGUCCCGCAAGGUCUCCAGCAGCGGCCUCAGGCUCCUCCACAAGCUCUUCCACGGAUGGAGGGCAAGUUUAGACGAGGCCGCCAUGGCCAUGGAACAGAUCCUGAAAGUUAUGGUCAAGCACAACUUCAAUCCUCAGAUUCAGUUAGAUGGCCUGCAAGCUAGCCUAACCUUCCUCAGCCCAGACAGGAGUCUGCAGGAGCAUGGCCAAUCCGUGGCCGACCCAGACACAGAGGACGUGUCCCUCAGGGUGCUGAAGAACCAGUGUGUUCUGGAAGGGGCUCACACCACCUACCUAGAGGCCCUCAACAGGUUCAUCAGCAAUAAGGACAUUCAGGAGCAUGGCCUGCGUGUGCUGUCGGAGCUGGCCGAGUGCUCGGGGGCCGUGGACUUGAUGUGUCAGCAGGGGGCCAUAGACACCGUGCUGCACACACUACAGAUGUUUCCCAGGAAACGUGAAAUCCACUAUUGGGGGUUAAGCCUCCUGUUCUACCUCAUCAGUAAGAAGAAGCUCUCACGCACUAUUGUCCCUGUCCUGGCCUCUGUGCUGGCCCAGUCUGUACGGCAGUACAGCGAAGACAUGGAGAUGCGCAAGAAAGGCUUCCUGGCUGCAUGGAAGUUGAUGGAUACCUCUAGUGAUGCUGCCUUUGCUCUGGAGAGCGAAAACUUUGCUAAGGAGAUCUUCGAGCAACUCCGACAACACGCCAUAGAACACCGAAACGAUGCCCUGCACAGGUUAAGCUGUCUGUGCUUGUCCAAGAUGGCGGCCGAUGUUGAGAUCAGAUACAGCAUGCUGGAGAAGGCCUGCGAGGCCGGCGACCUGCUCAUGGCUGAGUGUUUGAUACAGCUGGGCGCUGACAUCAACAAGAAGACCAAAACAGACUCCCUCAUUUACCAGGUGUGUGAGAGGGGCGGUCCCCUGGCCCUGGUGGAGCUCCUCCUGAGUGCAGGUGUGCAUGAGCAGCACCUGCGCGGGGCCCUGGGCGCGUGCGUGAGGCGGGGGGACGGGCCCGUGGCCAUCCUGCUGCUGGGCCGCCUGGGUCUGGACCUGAACAACAGCGCCCUCUGCCUGGGGGGCUUCAGGCUGGGACGCAUGGAGGCCGCCUGGCUCAGCCCACUGCUGGCGGAGCGCAGGGUGCCCCCUAGUGCACACAGGAGGAACUGUAAAGGCUAUACUUUAGCACGGCAGAUCCAGGCCCUCCAGAAGAAGAGAGGAGCCGCGGGGUCCCAAAGCAUCCUGAAUGACCUCACCGCCGGGUACUUCUCUGGGGAGGAGAGUGAUGACUCCAGCCACAUCUCCCUGGAGGACAGCCUCGUCUUCACGUUCGAGGACAUCGAGAGUGAUAGUAGUGAGGGAGCCCAGGGUAUGCUGAGGCGCUACUGUGACUCUCCUGAGGAGCAGAGGGCCAGGUCAGCCUCCAGACAAAAUGGACGCCGCAGGCACAGCAGCACUGAGGGUGGCCAAGGAGAUUCAGAUCUUCAUGAUUCCAUACAAAAGAAGUUCAACAGACACAUGCAGAAUCACAGAGUGCUGAGCCCGGGGGACAGUCCGUCCCCGUCGCUGUCUGGAAGUGACAGGGAGAGGGAGCGCAUCCGUCUGCUGGACCUGUCUGGUAACGAGCUGGACAGCCUGAGCUGCCUGACGGACAGCCCCACAGUGCAGCAGCAGCUGGAGCACCUGCACAGGCUAGACCUGAGCCAGAACGCCCUGACCCACUUCCCCAGCUCCCUCUGCGAGUGUCUGAGGAGGCUAACUCGUCUGGAUCUCCAAGGCAACCAGUUGCACUCCCUGCCGGCCGAGAUCCUGGGCCUGCCCGCACUGAGCACGCUCAACGUCUCCCGGAACUGCGUGGGCCCUGAGCUGACCUUUGACCCUGCGGUCUGCUCUCCAACGCUGAGGCAGCUCAACCUCUCCUUCAACCACAUCACCACCUUCCCCAGCACACUAGGGGGCGCCAUGGAGAGGCUGGAGGAGUUCUCACUAGAGGGAAACCAGAUCAGUGCCCUGUCUGAUCCUCUGUGUUUGAGGGAACUAAAGGUUCUGGAUGUGAGCAAGAACUGCAUCGAGCACAUCUCCAGUGACUGCCUGUCAGACUGCCCCAAACUGGAGACGCUAAAUGCCUCAGUGAACAAACUCAAUUCCCUGUCACAUCUUCCCUCAAAAAUAACUACUCUGAAGUUAUCGAACAAUGACUUCACAUCUAUACCAGAUGUAAUUGUGAACUUGCCAAUUUUGCAGUCUGUGGACAUGAAGAACAAUCGGAUAUCCAUUUUGCCCGGCCCCUCUGCCUGGACGUCCACCAACCUCCGAGAGCUCAUGUUCAGUCACAACCAAAUCUGCGCUCUGGACCUGAGCGGGCCGGUCUACAAAUGGGCUCGGCUCGAAAAGCUUCACCUGUGCAAUAACAAGCUGAGUGGGAUCCCCCCUCAGAUUGGCCUGCUAGAGGAGCUGACGUCUCUGGAUGUGAGCCGGAACGAGGGCGUGCGCUCCUUCCCCGAUGAGAUGGGGAAGUUGGGAAGGCUGUGGGAUCUGCCCCUGGAAGGCCUGAAACUCCAGUUGGACCUGAAACACAUCGGCAACAAGACCAAAGACAUCGUCAGGUUUCUCCAGCAGCGUCUGAAGAAGGCAGUGCCCUACCACCGCAUGAAGCUGAUCGUGGUGGGCAAUGGGCAGAGCGGCAAGACCUCGCUCCUCCAGCAGCUGAUGAGGACCAAGAGGGUGCCGGAGCGACAGGGGCGCAGCCCCGCCGGAAUCGACGUCCGGGACUGGAGCAUCCGCGAGCCGCGCGACAAGAAGAACAUGGUGCUCAACGUCUGGGACUUCUCAGGUGGAGAGGAGUUCAGCGAGUCCCAUCCCCACUUCAUGGGGCCUCGAACCCUCUACCUGGUGGUGUAUGACCUCAGCAAGGGGGCCAGGGAGGUGGACGCCAUAAAGCCAUGGCUCUUCAACAUCAAAGCUGUUGCUCCCCUGUCUCCCGUGAUCCUGGUGGGCACUCACACAGACGAGUGUGACGAUGCCCAGAAGGAGGAGUGCAUCCGCAAGGUCCGAGAGGAUCUGCUGGGCCAGCCGGCCUUCCCCACCAUCAGAGAUUACCACAUGCUCUCCGUGCACGAUGACCCUGAUGCCGUCAGCAGCCUCCGCAAAGCCAUCGUCAGGGAAGUCAUUGGCUUCAAGAUCCAGGGCCAGCCGGUGAUGGGCCAGCUGGUGCCGGAGUCCUACGUGGAGCUGGAGAGGCGUCUGCUGCGGGAGAGGGAGCGCGUGGCGGCCGACUUCCCCGUGCUGACCCACCGCCACCUGCUCCAGCUCAUCCAGGAGAGCCAGCUGCAGCUGGAGGAGGCCGAGCUGCCCCACGCCAUCAGCUUCCUGGCCGAGACCGGGGUGCUCCUUCACUUUGAUGACCCUGCCCUGCAGCUGAGUGAGCUAUACUUCAUUGAUCCCCAGUGGCUUUGCAACAUUAUCUCACAGACUCUGGGCCUGAAGAUCUGGAGUGGCGGCGAGCACCUGAGGGGUGUGGUGCAGCGCGCCGUGCUAGAGGUCUUCCUCAGCGAGAGUCGCUGCUUCCCCAAGAGCCUCCUCACGCAGAACCUCAAGCUGCUGGAAAAGUUCCAGAUUGUUCUUCCCCUCGGACAAGACCAGUUCCUGGUUCCGAAUAGUCUCUAUGAGCAGAAGCCGUCCUUUGACCUUCCCCACUGUGAGCACUCGGAGGUGAUUGUGCGCGUGUACGAGAUGCCCUAUUUCCCCAUGGGCUUCUGGUCCCGCCUGAUCAACCGACUCCUGGAGGUCUCCCCAUUCAUACUCUGUGGAAGAGAGAGGGCUCUGAAGCCCAGCCGGCUGUACUGGAGGAGGGGCAUCUACCUGAGCUGGUCUCCAGAGGCCUACUGUCUAGUGGAGGCUGACACAGUAGAGAACAGUCCAGCCAGCGUCAUCAGCAUUACCGUACCCUGCUCCCGGAAAGGUCGUGUACUGCUAGGUCAGGUGGUGGACCACAUUGACUCCCUGCUGGAGGAGUGGUUUCCCGGCCUGUUGACCACGGCCAUCCAUGGCAACGAGGAGACGCUGCUGAAGCGGUGGGCCCUGUACAGCUUCGACGACGGCCAAGACGCAUGCAACAGGAUGCAGCUGGAGGACGUGCUGAGCCACAUCGAUGAAGACUGUCUGCUGGUGAACCCAGAGGAUCCUCGCUGCACUGUGCCCAUUGCCCAGAUCUCUCCCGACCUGACCCUUAGCGAUCAGCCGGCCAGCACCAUGCUCAACAGCGAAGAGCUGGAGAUGGACCUCUCCAAACAGUACCUGCUGGGUGAUGGAGGGUUUGGCUCAGUGUACAGAGCCAUAUACAAGAAUGAAGACGUCGCUGUCAAGAUCUUCAACAAGCACGCGUCAGAGCUGUAUGUCCAUCGACUGGUCAGACAGGAGUUGGCAGUGCUGGGCCGCCUGCACCACCCGAGCCUGGUGGGGCUGUUAGCGGCGGGCAUCUUGCCGCGCCACGUGCUGGUGAUGGAGCUGGCGCCUCUGGGCUCUCUCGACACCCUCUUCGAGCACGAGCAGGGCAGCCUCAACCGCAAGCUGCAGCACAGGAUCGCCCUGCAGGUGGCCGAUGGACUCAGAUACCUGCACUCCUCCAUGAUCAUCUACCGUGACCUGAAGCCCCACAACGUGCUGCUGUUCAACCUGAAGACCGACUCGGAGAUCAUCGCCAAGAUAACCGACUACGGCAUCUCCCAGUACUGCUGCAGCAUGGGCGUGCGGAGCUCAGAGGGAACACCAGGGUUCCGUGCCCCGGAGGUGGCGCGUGGCGGGGUGAUCUACAACCAGCAGGCUGACGUCUUCUCCUUCGGCCUGCUGCUGUACGACCUGCUGACGUGUGGAGAGCGCAUCGUCGACGGCAUGAAGUUCCCCAGCGAGUUUGAUGAGAUCGCAGUUCAGGGCAAACUCCCAGACCCCGUGAAGCACUACGGCUGCUCCCCUUGGCCCGGCUUCCAGAGUCUGAUGAGAGACUGCCUGAGGGAGACGCCGCACGACAGACCUACCUCAAGUCAGGUGUUUGACCGGCUGAACUCUGGUGAGAUGCUGUGUUUGAUGACAGAGCUGACGGUGUGUGGGAUCCCCUCUGAGUGUUUCACACUGUCCUGUGGAGGAGAGGCCGAAGGCUCUCGCAUGGUGUGGCUGGGUGGAGGAAGCUGUACUCACAGAACCGGCUGUGUCACCUCGUUGGAUUUGAAAUCAGAGAAGACCUCAUCUCAGGUGGUGGAUAGCAGCCCUGUGUUAUGUGUAGUGAGUGUAAAGGUGCCUGGCGAGUCUUAUGAUUGGCUCGUGGCAGGUACACAAUCGGGCUCCCUUGUAGUCAUGGAUACUAGAAAUCCUUCCAGUUACCAUCAUCUCCAGAAGGUGUCGGAUGCUGUGACGUCAUUGUUCUUUCACACACACACACCACGCAGCUGCUUGAAGAACUACCUGUUGGUUGGAACAGCAGACGGAACGUUGGUUAUUUAUGAAGAUUCUGUCUUGAAGCAGAAGGAUGGGAUGCCAGUCAAGGCGGUGCAGGUGGGCACGGUGACGUCCCCCCUGGUGUGUUUGUGCCAGUCCACCUACCCCCAGGACCGCAGCACCGUCUGGGCAGGCUGCGGCACCAAGGUCUUCUCCCUCACCACGGACUACGAUGUCUGGAAAACCAUAGACACCAAGCACAAGCCACUCACCCAGAAGCUGAAUUGUACCCUGGGCAGUGACACAAAUGUAUCCAGACUGGUGGUGGACAAGCAUGUGUUCCUGAGUAAAGUCGGGGGGCAGAUGGUGGAGGUUUGGGACAAGAAGAGUGACAAAGUAAUCGACUUCCUCGACUGUGCUCAGUUGCUGAGGCCCAACUCGUGCCGUAAGCCCAGGAGAGCCAGUGGCAGCACGGAGGCGUUUGGGGAGAUGGAGCCGUCGUGGGCCACGGUGAAGGCCCUGCUAGUGCAGCACAGCAGCACGCUGUGGAUCGGGACCCGGGCCGGACACAUCCUGCUGGUGGAGCUGUCCAACCGCACGCUGCUGCAGGCCAUCAGCCUCCACUGCCACUCCGUCAGGAGCAUGGCCUCCGUGCUCAUCGAAACGAUCAACAGGAAGAGUGUCAUUAUGGUACUGGGAAAACGGCUACGACUGGCCCAAGACCAAAUCCGCAGUCAAUGUGAUGAGGAUUCUGUUUUGAUGGUGUGGAACAGCACGCUGCCCCUUGAGGUGAAGGACUUGAUUCGCCACUGUGAACUGAGGGAGGAGAUCACCGCUAAGAUGAGAGAACAGCUCUUCGACUGAGCCUGCUUUGCACUACAUUUCCCACCACCAGCCCCACCCCCCUUCCCCAACUUCACUACAUAGUGGCCCUAUACACUCUAGGGCAGUCUCUAGCAAAGAACGUAAAGGGAAGAAAGCUUAUUUACGUCAAAAUGUGUAGUGUAUGGCCAAACGCCAUUUCUGCUGCCUUUCAUUAGGACUAAGGGAAUUUCCACUUUUAGAGUGAAAAGCAUCCUCUUUCCCAUAGCUCAUGAAUGAACCAUUAGACUUUCGCAGGGCCGAAAUGAAGCCUUAUUUCAACCUAUGACGGCUGCCAUUUUAACGCAUAUUGGCAUCAUUUUCGAUAAGCGUUCUCACGUCCAGUUUCAAAUAUGGGUGCAAUUAUUGUACAAGGCACUGAAAAUCCCACCUCCCAGGUGUUCCAAGCACUGGAGGAACAGGUCGCUACUGUCAAUCAUGCCAGCUCUGCCAACCAUGUUUGUAAAACGUACAAUUAGUGAUGUGUACUACAAUGAGCAUGUAAAAAUAACAGUCAUAUAUAUAUAUAUGGUCGUCGUGGAUAUCAACACAAUUGUCUGGUUAACAUCAGAGUCUAUGGUAUUUUCAAACUUCAGGAGCCUGGAAGUCUAAAUCCGUUGUCAGCCCCAGCCAUAACAGGAGACAAUCUGGCUUCAUAGUAAUUGACCGGAAAGUUGCCACUUGCUUACACUCCACUAUUUUGUAUGAAAACCGAUCGUCAUUUUUCCUGCUUCGCUUCAAAAACGGAAUGUGUCUAACACAUUCCGUUUUUGAAGCGAAGCUGGAAAAAUGAAAAAGUGAAAAAGGUCAAUUUACAUGCACUGUCCCCCAAACAAUGGUGCCACUGCCAACCAAGUAUACUAAGUACGGCAACAAGUAUGCCAAUGCCCAUGGAGCAGUGCUUCCGGACUUCAAUAUUGUCAAAGUAUUUUUCAGGGUGAAAGCCUUCCUCCCUUUACGGUCUUUAUUUUCAGGAUAAGCACACCGGUAAAUAUAUUUAUCUUUCAGUUUUUUUAAACAUCACUCCCUUUAAUCAGUGGCACUGUAUAUAAUGACAGGUUGAACAAUACCAUUCAUUGGGAUCACGUAGUCAUUUUAUUGACUAAAAACAUUCACCAUUGUGAGACAUGACCUGGAUUUUAGCCAAUCGUAAAUCAUUUGAAUUUAUAGGUUGUGAUGAGUUGUUUACAAAUGCAUCAUAAAAUGUUUGUAAUUACUUGCUUUCUUAGAGCAAGUGGAAAACCUUCCCUAAAAUUGAGAGCCAUGUGGAUUUAUUUUACUAGAGGAAUGAAGCCAUAGAAGACACUGAUUUGGUUAGAUUUCUUGUCCUGUCUGGAAUAAUCACUUAACCAUUUUUUUUGUCUUGGAAUAUCCCCUGAUGGUCAGGGAAAGAUGCUUAUAUACACUACAAAAUAAUGUAUCCAAAGUUUUAUGUGGGUGGGGGAAGGAAAGGGACUGGACACACAUAACCAAGGGAAAUGAUCUGGUAUUGUCUUUAUUUGGAAGACUUUAUUUUCCUGGAUUGAUAAUAGCCUACCAAUUCUGAAGCGUAUAUCUUCUCCCAUUUUGUCCUCUGUGCAAAAAUAUGUUUGUCCACAUUUUGUGAAUGUAUAGUUUUGAAUGCAUGUUUUGUAUGAUCGUUGAAAAGGGAUGACAGAUUUUAACUGAUUAUUUAUGCUGGAUUCUCCUAGCACUUAGAAUCAAACUGAAACCCCUUUUGAUAUCCUUGUCAAGUAUUAUUUAUUAAAAUGUCUGUAUCAUCUGAGUACAGACUUAAUGUGA